GAAAUACUCUCUAGGGUUCCGGCCAAGUCUCUGACGAAAUUUAAAACUAGCUGCAAACGAUGGUACGCUUUAUUCAAAGAUCCGAAAUUCGUCAAGAAGAAUCUGGGUUGCAAAGCAGCAGUGAGUGAGUCGGUGUUACUUAGUAAUUCUCGGGUUUAUUCGAUUGAUGAGGAUCUCCAUGGAGUUUACAACAGAUUUGAUCCAUCCAUCGAGUGUACAGGUCAACUUAGCCAUCGAACCGAUUCAAAAGCUUUGAAAAUAUCUAAAAUAUUUCACUUGCGACGGUUUACUAUUAUGUGCCACCAUGGGAGAAAACUCUAGACUUGUGGUUUGGAACCCAUGUACGGGUCAAACGAGGUGGAUCAAACCCAGAACUCGUUACCAUUGGGCCGAUUUGAGCGUCUCUCUCUUCCGUUUCAGAGUCUUAGAUUUGAAGAUAACACGGCUCUAUCAGAGGUUAGGGAAGAAAAGCUUUCGGUGUUGCAUCAGAGAUUUGAUGAAUUUCCAGGUAAGAUGAAGAUAUGGGUGAGCAAAAAGAUCGAUGAGGAUGCCAAAGACUUGUCGUGGAGGAGCGACUUCGUCUUAGUAGUGGAUCUUCACGGAUUUAACUUGCCAGGUGUGGCGAGUGUUGCAAGCUUCUUGUUGGACGAGGAGAACAAAGUGGCAGUGUGUUGUGAUUUAGACUGGGAUGAUGCUUAUAGGACCACAAUUUACAUUGUUGGAGAGAACAUUGUUAUUUUCUUUAACUAUACGUUUCCUGUUAAUGAGGAGAAUAAAGUGGCAGUGUGUUGUGAUGAGGACACGGGAAGGAAUGGUCGUUUUGUGACCACUCCGACCAGAAUCUACGUUGUUGGAGAGAACAUGUAUAAACAAGUUUAUAAAGAUAUUGGAAAGGAAGGUCUUCUCGGUCGGCCAGAUCUCCUCUCUUAUGUUCCAAGUUUGAUUCAUAUUCAGAUUAAAACACCCAAAAGGCAAAAGAAAAGAAAAAGAAGUGGAAACCAAAGGAGAUUAUUAGUUCAAUGA
Eutrema salsugineum is the source of this 1023-nucleotide messenger RNA. Its product is annotated as putative F-box/kelch-repeat protein At3g17540. The record is from RefSeq and is a predicted model, not a curated record. The transcript is spliced from 2 exons. Bases 340 to 1023 code for a protein of 227 amino acids. NCBI's taxonomy places the organism in Eukaryota, Viridiplantae, Streptophyta, Magnoliopsida, Brassicales, Brassicaceae.